AUGAGCUCCAUAGCUCCUCUGCCGGAGCUCGAGAGCUCGGAGGAUCCACGCAACUGGUCUCUGAGUCAUAAAAUCUAUGCGAAUGUGAUCUACAAUAUGAUCACACUUCUUGCCACAUACACGUCCGGUGUGUAUUCGCCUGGUAUCAAGCCUAUGCGAAAAGACUUUCCUGUGAGCAUGCCGGUAGCACAGCUGGGUACGAGCUUGUACAUGUUUGGAUUGGCGAUCGGGGCGCUUUUGUGGGGACCAUUGAGCCAGACGCUGGGACGUCGGCCUGUUUUUCUCAUGUCGCUUAUCGGGAUGACUCUCUUCAACUUAGGUGUAUGCUUGUCUCCCUCAAUGGCCUCCUUACUUGUCUGCCGGACGUUUGCAGGCGCUAUGUCUUCUGCCGUGUUUGUCAAUGUGGCGGGGAGUAUUGUCGAUAUGACCAUUGAGCAUGACAGGAUACCUUAUAAUUCCAUGUUUCGCUUUGUCACCUUCCUUGGACCACCUCUUGCGGCUAUUCUUGGUACGGUCGCUGUGCGUGACGCGUCUUGGCGCUGGAACCUUCGCUCAAUUCCUAUUUACGCAUUCGUUUGCCUUGUUAUUUAUGCAUUUACUAUGCCUGAAACCUAUGUGCCUAUCCUGAUUCAGCAUAAGAUCGAACGGGAAAAGGAGGAGAUGGAAGAACGAAUUGAACACCACAACUGGGCCUAUCGCAUGGCUCAUCGGAUCCAGCAUCGGCUCCCAAGCAAGUCCCUUUUAUUAUUGCUUUGGAAGCGUACAAUUGAAUCAUUGCCACUACCAUGGAUUCUUCUAUUCGAAGAACCAUUGGUGAUUAUUGUAUGCUUUUAUACGUCGCUGCUGUAUGGUCUUUUGUAUGGCUCACUCCUCUUUUUCCCCAAGGUAUGGGGUGAAGUCCGUGGGUACAGUAGCGUGCAAGUGGCGUAUACAUACUUUGCCGUUAUCAUUGGGUUUGUCCUUUCUACAAUUAUUGUGGGAUUUACUAUUCAAAAUGUACGGUACAAACGCGCCUAUGAUGCUGGGAAGCACACACCAGAAUUGCGCAUUCGGUUAGGGUACUUUGCCCUUUUCUUUGUCCCUAUCGGCCUGUUUAUCUUUGGAUGGACAGCACCAUUCAUACAUGUGCAUUGGAUCGCACCUUGUAUCGGGGUGGUAUGCUUUGCGUUUGGUAUGCUGGCUGUCUUUAAUUCGUGGAUGGCAUAUUUAACCGAUACCUACAGCAAUAACACAGCUGCUGUGAUUGCUAUUAAUACAUUCUGCCGGUCUGCAUUGGCAGGAGCUUUCCCUCUUUUCAUCACGCCUAUGAUGUCAGCCAUGACCUUUCAAGGUGCUAUGAGCCUAUUUGGUGGUGUAUCUAUCCCCCUUACGGCGAUAGGCAUUGUCUUUGCAUUCCAUGGAAAACGCAUACGUGAGAAGAGCAAACACGCUGUAUAUGGUUGA
This is a messenger RNA of Malassezia pachydermatis, 1443 nucleotides long. Its product is annotated as major facilitator superfamily. The transcript has a single exon. NCBI's taxonomy places the organism in Eukaryota, Fungi, Basidiomycota, Malasseziomycetes, Malasseziales, Malasseziaceae. Gene Ontology annotation, biological process: transmembrane transport. Bases 1 to 1443 code for a protein of 480 amino acids. The record is from RefSeq and is a predicted model, not a curated record. Gene Ontology annotation, molecular function: transmembrane transporter activity.